Molecule: messenger RNA, 846 nt
Organism: Penicillium chermesinum
Lineage: Eukaryota; Fungi; Ascomycota; Eurotiomycetes; Eurotiales; Aspergillaceae
Product: bZIP transcription factor
Exons: 4
Coding region: 1-846 (281 amino acids)
Biological process (GO): regulation of DNA-templated transcription
Molecular function (GO): DNA-binding transcription factor activity
Source: RefSeq, a predicted model, not a curated record
AUGCAUCGAUCUACCUAUGAUGCCCGUUCGGGCUCGCGCUCUUCCAACCACAGCAACAGUAGCGCUUUCAGCCCCAAUGCCAACCCUAACGAAGACUGGACCAAGAUCUCGGACCUGGCAGAGCGUCGUCGUAUCCAAAAUCGCAUUGCACAGCGGAAUUAUCGUAAGAAGUUGAAGAGGCGCCUGGAGGACCUCGAGAGACGAGCGGCCUCGUCUGCUUCCCCCGAGCAGACCCAUGCAGAACCAGUGCCUCCCAAGGCUGUCAAGUCACGAACAAAGCAGCGAGCCCCUAAAGGCAGCGACGCCAGGCCCCAGCAGUCUCCGGCUCCAGUGCCGGAGCGGCCUGCAUCCUAUGACUACUUUGAAACCCCCGACGAACGCGCCAUGUUUGGCCAACAAUGUACUCGUCAACUCUCCGCCUCUCCACCCCCGCCUUCUCAUAUCAGCCUCUGCAGAAUUACGACGCAUAUCGACCACCAAUCGAUCCCCGCGGGGAUCCCGAUGAUUCACCCGGGCGCCAGCAUUGGCCAGCCGCGAAAACCGGCCUACGACGAGGACAUCAUUAGUCCGUUUAGCAUGAGCUAUGCGUCGAUGGCAGGCAUCGACCUCGUGCCGCAACCGCAACAUCCGGACCCGGGUCUUUCGCAGAUGCCACCACUCUCCUACGGCUAUCCGGAAGCUCCGCGGGCAUCCAACUCCCCCGAAACGUCCAUCUUCACGUUUCCUCUCACUCCCGGAAUCUCCCCCCCUGCUCUCCGCGGUCGAUUCCGGGGCCAGUAUGAGUCCGAUCGAGGGGCUUUCAUAGCGCCCCCCCCCCCCCCGAUCCCUGGGACUAUGACUUGCUAG